UUACACUUUUCGCUAAACAGCUGUUUCAAUGAAAAGGAAAUAAAGUAACGGAGGAGCAAAAUAAUGCUUUUGUUGAAAAAAUAAAUUAAAUUAAAUAAAAUUUGACAAUGUUUUGUUGCUUGAGAACUUGUUUAAAUGGAAAUGUUCACAAACCUUCAGUUAGUGUAAGCCGUGUUAAAGAACCUGAAAUACAUUUGGAUGCUUCACAUAUGGGAGCAGAUGUCAUAUUAUUGUCAAAUUACUUGAGAAUUACGGGAACAGGCGGAGCUUUAGCCACAGCACCUUUAGUACAGUCAAAGUCUUAUUUUGAGGCAAAAAUACAGCAAAGAGGUAAUUGGUCCAUAGGCUUGGCUACAAGAAGAACAGAUCUUUCUCGUAAAGAAGGCGGAACUGAUCGUGAAUCGUGGUGCUUGUGCUCCGAUAAUAUAACCUUGAUAACGCGUCAUAACAAUGAAGCCAAUGAAUGUGAGCCCGUGAGGAAACAGCCAAUACCACCGAACAAUAGUUUAUUUAAUGAGAGUACAGCUCCUGGAUUAAUAGGUAUUGAGGAUCUCAAUGAAGACCUACUUUUGACAACCGGCAGCUUAGAGGCCUUGGACAGUGAACUGACAAAUGGCCUUUGUCAUGAUUCCACUAAUAUUGCGGACGAAGGAGAUGUUAUUGGCGUAGCAUUCGAUCAUAUAGAAUUGAAUUUCUAUCUUAAUGGUAAUAAUCUAGAAGUGCCUUUUCGCAACAUUAAGGCCAGUACCUUAUUUCCGGUUAUUUAUGUGGGAAACGGCGCUAUUGUGGAUAUAAUAUUGGACAAUUUUCUGUACCCUAUACCAGCUGGUUUCGAACGUAUUAUGCUGGAACAAUCUUUGCUCUAAAACAUAAUUAAAAAAAGUCUGUUAAAUAUAUUUCUUUACGAAGGACUUGCAUUCCUCCUUUACUUGAUAUGUUUCUCUAGUCGAAUCCAAAAGAACUCAUAUUUUUAAUAUAUAUCAUGGCGAGAAGAGAUUAUUUUUAAUUUUAAUUUAAUUUUAAUAUUUCCUUUUAAUUGUAUUAAGUUCACUUGUAAGUAACGUACAGAUGCAUUGAAAUGUUAAGAAUAGAACAGUGGUAUAAGGCAAAAAAUGUAAGAUCCGAGUGUCUAAUUGAUUGGUGCCCUUCCAAAAAGAGGAAGAGCGCACGCAACAUGUUCGACACCUAUCUAUUGGUGUAGUUGUUUUGAAGAUAGUUUCCACUACUGAUUACUCUUUAAAUGAGACAAUUUUGUCUAGUUAUUUAUUAAAGUUAAAUAAGAAAAUAUGUAUUCUUCUAAAAAUAAUCAAAUACAUUAAUGUCACUGAUUCGAGAUUUAUUUUGUUGUAAUAAAAAUGUAUUAUAUAACUAAGCUGACCAUCUUCAUUUAUUCUCUCGAUUGUCUAGCAUGUAUUGUGCCGCUUUAUCCCAUAAAUUAGCUGUCAAAUUAUUCGCAUUCUGUUCAGUUUCUUCUGUCUAAAAACUUCACCACUAUUUUGUUUAAGCAAAGUUUUAAGAGAGCAAAUAACUGUAUUGCAUACCGGUUAGAGUGAACUAGCAUUGCGGACAUCGUUUAGCAGCCAUUUGACUGUAUGCUCUUUCCUUCCCGUUCCUUUUCGGGGUAAGAGUUAGACUAAAGGCUUCGACAAUGCAAACGCACUCAUUAUGCUCAACGACGUAAUUAUGUAAUGCCCAAACACAUAAUUCCUUAAAGAGAUCAACGAUAAUUUUAAGCGUUAAAUUAAUAGAGAACUGCAAUCCAUAAAACAUAAAAUUUAAACAAACCGGUGCCUAAGUUACAAGCCUGAGAAUUUAAAAUAUCCAAAGCGCUCUAUAUUAAAUACGUAGAAAAUUUGAAUCCUACCAUAGACAGCUGUCUAUACCCUACACAACUUAUAAUACAAGGGUGUAUUAAGUUUGUGCGGAUGUGCCAAGUAGCAUCCAGAAGGAGUUGGGAUGGACCCACCUUUGGUAUUAAAUCGAUUGAUUCAGAAUCAGUUUUUGCAUCAAUCUAAGCUUCUCCAUCCGUCCGUCCGUCCGUCCGUCCGUCAAUCCGCCUUGCUUUCUUGUGCUCAAACUGCAGGCCGCCUUUUUUUGUGGGAUAUUUUUAUGAAAUUUGCUGCUCUGACGUGUUUGGGGGCCGCAUCCCACUAUGUUUUUUUAUUAGAGAAAAACAAGAAGUGAAUCGGAAGCUAACAAAGAUAUUAAAU
Messenger RNA from Glossina fuscipes, 2210 nucleotides. RefSeq names its product SPRY domain-containing protein 7. NCBI's taxonomy places the organism in Eukaryota, Metazoa, Arthropoda, Insecta, Diptera, Glossinidae. Bases 108 to 866 code for a protein of 252 amino acids. Gene Ontology annotation, molecular function: protein binding. The record is from RefSeq and is a predicted model, not a curated record. The transcript is spliced from 3 exons.